Messenger RNA from Calliphora vicina (urban bluebottle blowfly), 4225 nucleotides. It is a transcript of the gene Ctl2, whose product is annotated as Choline transporter-like 2. Lineage: Eukaryota; Metazoa; Arthropoda; Insecta; Diptera; Calliphoridae. Gene Ontology annotation, molecular function: transmembrane transporter activity. The coding region runs from base 478 to 2919 and encodes 813 amino acids. The transcript is spliced from 3 exons. The record is from RefSeq and is a predicted model, not a curated record. Gene Ontology annotation, biological process: transmembrane transport.
GUGUCUUUUGGUUUUCUAUAACGUCGACAAUAGCGACGACAACUACGACGGCAACAACGAGAACAUUAUGUCAGCAAAAAUGUUCUCAGUCAUAAAUUGCUCGUGUUUCGAACUGGAACUUCAGUGUAUUCGUCGUAAAAUUCUAGUAAAUUAGACAUUGAAUAAAAAUAAGUGAUCAAACAAUAACAACUGACAACACACAAAUAAAAAGAACAACAAUAAUUAAAAUACAGUGUAUGCUAGUGUAUAAAAAAUAAAUUGACAUCAUAUACUUAAUAAAAAAUAUAAAGCAAUUAUAAAUAUAAUCUUCCAUAAAAUUAUUGAUCUCAGCAUCAUAUCUUUAUAACAAAAAAGAGCCAACAAAGAGUUGAGAGAACAGCAAACUAAGUUCAUUGUUGUUUUUUGUACGCAGCGUAACGUACUUUCCCACUUCCCGUUCCAUUUAUUCGCAUUACAUUUGCAACAUAUAAUGACAAUAUGACUAGAGUAGGAGAAGCAGGUGUACAGGAUGAUAUAGCUGAAGUCGAUGCGAAAUAUGGCAAAAAAUUAGCUUAUGAACGAAAUUUUAAGGCACCAUUAUGGCGUAAACGUUCCUGCACCGAUGUACCUUGUUUAUUAUUAUUUUUGGUCUUCCUGGGAGCCUGGGUCUUCAUUGCCAUCUAUGCUUGGCGCAAUGGAGAUUUAAACAAACUUGUAGUGCCCACCGAUUCAUUUAAUAAGAAAUGUGGCAUAGAUUCCGGUGUCUUGAAUAAGAAAUAUUUAUUUUUCUUUAAUCUCGACAAAUGUAUAGAUCCCCUAGUACCUAUAACAGGCUGUCCUACGCCUCAGAUCUGUGUCGAACAAUGUCCACAACAGACUUUCAUUUGGGAUACCAUGAAAAAUCAAUUAUCAUUGGAGGAGUUGAAAACUAGACUGAUUUGUCUCACUGAUGCCGAUAAGUUUAAUAUAAACAGCAAAGAAGAUGCUCAGAAGGCUAUAAAUGAAGAGCGCUGUGCUAGAUGGUAUAUUAAAAGUGCACCAUUUUUAAAUCGUUGCAUGUGGGAAUUUUCACCACAGGUUUGUGAAUUUAUACCAGCUUUCCUAUUGCAACGUAAUCAAAGAGAUCUGUCUAGCCUGCAAACGAAUAUGACUGUUGCCGCAAGUGAACAACAAUUACAAGCUUUAGCAUUAACCAUGUUUCCAGAAGCCCAGGCUCUUAUGUCGAAACCAGCCCAGACAAUUGAUCCCAAACUUGCGCUAGCUGAAGAGCCAGUCGUGCAAUGUCGCAGACGCCAGCAAUUGGGUGAAACUGUCAUAAAGGAGAAAAUGCUGCAAACCGAUACUAGGCUGGCGAAAUUCAUUGGUAACAUUGUGGCUCAUUUUACCAAUGGUACCCACGAAGCCCAACGGGUGGGCGAAAAUGUUGUCGAGGAUAUUUUGAAUUCCUAUAUUGUUAUAUUAACGGGAAUAUUGUGUACCUUGGUGGCUUCGUUGAUAUUUAUUGCACUGAUGCGCUGGCUGGCUUCACCCUUCUUAUGGACUUCAAUAUUUGGAGUACUUAUUGGUCUUGUGGUGGGCAUAUAUUAUAGUAUUACUAAAUAUAUAUUUUAUCAUCGAGAAGCUACUGUUCCACAACAUGCUCUAAAUUUAAAUGCUGUCGUGAAAAACGUUUUGCAGGACGAACGUUUGUGGCUUUAUUUGAGCAUAUUCUUAUGCGUAUUCUUCAUUGUCUUGUUGCUGCUUUUAAUUGUGUUGCGCAAUCGAAUCAGCAUUGCCGUGGCACUUAUCAAGGAGGGCAGCAAAGCAGUUUCCAGUGUCAAAUCCACCGUAUUCUUUCCCAUAUUUUCGUGGAUGCUCUUCAUUGUGGCGAUUAUAUACGCAGUUGGAGUCGGCCUCUAUUUGGGUUCAAUUGGUAAGAAUUCAUUUAGAAUGAUCAGACAGCUAGAUCCGAAUAGUGUGACCGGAGUAACCCAAGAGAACUGUAAAUGUGAGGGUCCAGCUAUAAAUUACACAGUAGGAGCAAAUUGUGAGCCGCAAAUAUUUCAAGAUCAUUGCUACAAUGCUGACAUUUCUUUGGUGGGUUUCUUUCAACAAUCACAAAGAUCUCCCUGCACCAAGACAAUGUGCAGCUUUCUGGAAGUCCAACAUACACCACUGAUCAAUUGGUUCAUUGUUUACAAUGUGUUUGGUUAUUUGUGGCUGACAUUCUUUAUAAGCGCUUUCAGUGACAUGGUUUUGGCCUGUACAUUUGCCACCUGGUAUUGGACUUUUAAGAAAAAGGAUGUACCUUUCUUUACCCUAACCAAAGCCAUCUUCCAAACGUCCUUUUAUCAUUUGGGUACAUUGGCAUUUGGCUCAUUGAUUUUGGCCAUUUGUCGCCUGAUACGCUUGAUAUUGGAGUAUAUUGAUCGCAAGCUAAAAACAUACGACAAUGCUGUCACACGAGCCAUUCUCUGUUGCAUGCGAUGCUUCUUUUGGCUGCUGGAAUCAUUUUUACGUUUCCUAAGUCAAAAUGCUUACAUCAUGUGUGCCAUACAUGGUAAAAAUUUCUGCACUAGUGCCAAAGACGCUUUCAAUUUAACCAUGCGCAACUUUUUGCGUGUGGUCACUUUGGAUAAGGUGACUGAUUUCCUAUUCUUUAUGUCUAAACUCUUGAUAACGGGAGGAGCUGGCGUUGCUACUUAUUUCUUUUUAUUAAAUAACCCGUCCAUUAUACAACUACAUUACUUAGCCGUGCCCACAGCCAUCGUAGCCAUAUGCGCUUUUCUUAUAACAAGUGUAUUCUUUAGUGUUUAUUCCAUGGCUGUAGAUACUCUAUUCCUGUGCUUCCUUGAAGAUAUUGAAAGAAACGAUGGUACACCCGAGAAACCCUACUACAUGUCCAAACAACUUAUGAAAAUAUUGGGCAAACGUAAUAAAAUACCAAAAAGGACAACAUAAAUUUGAUAAAAAAAACCAAAGUUACAUGUAUAAAACAAAAGUUAGAAGGGAAUGAAUAUAUGGUGCUGUUUAAGAGGGAUAUACAAAUCACCUUACUUUGAAAAUAUUUUCAUUAUUGAGUUUGAAUAACAAAAACAACUUAUAUGAAAAGUUUCUCAAAGUGAUGUGAAUUUGAAAUUCAUAUAACUAAAAUUUUGAGAUAUCUGAAAUAAAUGAAGUUUAAAUUGUAUUAAUUAAGAGGAAAUGUCAAUGAAAUUAUGAAUCUCAUUUUCUAUAUUUCACCUCAAAUGUUAUUAUUUCAUAACUAAAUUGAUCUAUAACCAGAAAUUGUCCAAACUUCAAAUAUGUUACAAUUUCUAACAAAAAUCCCUUUUUUAAUAUUCACAUUCAAAUCCAAAUGGUAUAUUAAUUACUUAUGAUUAUCAAGUUCUAAAGAAAUAAAAUGAGUGAAUUUCCAAUAGAAAAUUCUUAAAUGAAUAUAUAAAGUCCGUCACAUGAACCCCAAAAGAAUUUGGGUACAUUUAAGUUUUACUUAAAAUAAUUGUUUAAUAAUAAUAAUUAAUUAACUGAAAAGACAAUUAAAAAAUCAAACAAAUUUCUUUCGAUUUGUAAAGAAAAGAAAACACUAUUUAAUAUUUAUAAUUUUAAGUUAAGUAAACGAUUGCAAUAUUUUUCAGUGAUUUUGACUCAAAAUCAUUUUAAAUUAAAAUUAAAUUAAAAGGUUGUGUUGUGAAACAAAUAAUAAAGAAUGAAAAAGAAUAACGGAAGGCUUUAUUGAUACUUUUGUAAACCAGAAUUAUUUAUACGAAAAUAAAUAUAGUGCAUAUAGUAUAUUUAAAAAUAUGUAUUUAUAUAUCCAUAUUAAAUUUUAGAUUAAAGUUUUUAAUUAUCGAAAAAUGUCUUCAGAAAUAUAUACAUACAUACAUACAUAUUAUAUGUAUUUACAUUAAAAUUUACAUACCAAAUAUUGUUGUAAAAUUAAUAAAUUUGAAAUAUGAAUUACGACUUAUUUAAAAUUAAAUUGCAUGCCAAAUUUACGUUUUUUCUUUACACAUCAUAUAUGAAUUUAUUUAAAUUUUAAAAUAUAUAAAAAAAAUUAAAUAUGUCAUAUUAUAUACAUACAUAUGGAGUAUAUUAUAAAAUUAUGUUGCAAAUAUUAUAUUAUUAGUAUUUAAUUAAUUAUUUAUGUUAUUUUAUAAAUAUUUAUGAAAAAUCGAUAUACAUAAUUUAUAAUAUUCAAAUAUUAAUGAAUUAUUUUGAAUGCUCAAAAAUAAAAGUUAAAAUUUUUCAAAAAUACAUAUAAAUA